CGAAGCCAGAAAACCUAAUCAAAGAAGAGCGCUCCUUCGAAGGCAGCAACAACGGCAUUGCCGCCAGAGGAGAGCAUCGUGGAUGAGAUCGCAGAUCUCAUGUUGCGGUGGAGUUUCUUCUUGGUUCUCACAUUGUGAUGGAGUGGCAACGUCGGCUAAAGGUUGGCGGGCGACGGUUGAAGUCUGGGUUCGGACUAGAAAGCGGAAAAAUGAAGCGACGGCUGGAUUACUCUACAGACCGGAAUUCGCGAAUGGAAAAGAUACCAGAUUAUCUCCUAACCCCACAGGACAAGGACUAAUCCGUCGCGGUACUGAGCUCCAUUUAAGGGUUUGCUGCUGGCCAAUGGGUUACUACUGCAUGCACAAGAGAAUAAUACAAUGAAUUGAAGCCACAUAAACAUAACUUUAGUUUUUGGACAAGAAGCUAGAUACGGUUUUUGUUAAAACUUAACAGAUCAGUGGUGAUGGAAAGGAAAAUUGUUUGGACGAGUUUGGGCCAAAGUUUGGACUCAAAAUAAAUGAUCUUAACCGGCUCAAUAUAUAAGCAAAAAAAUUCCCCAGGAAACAAAAAAUAUUAUCCACGUAGGAACCAGAAACUCAGUUCCUUUUCUUGAUUUCUUCUUCUUCUUGAGACUUCUUCUACUUCUUCUUCUUCUUCUUCUUCCCCUUCCACCAUUGUUCCAAUUCGAAGCUCAAAACAAUGUAACAGAAUCAACGUUACAUACUCAUUUCUUCUCUCUUAGCAUUAGUUCAUCUUCGCAUGCACGAUGGAUCCACAACUCACACCCCAAACCCUAAACUCCACCAGUUUAUUCCUUGCCGCCACAACAGCCACCACUCAUUCCGAACAACCACCACAUUCACUCUCCCUCACCACCGUUCCUUCCACCGUACCACGCUCCAAGCUCAUCCCGAACACUCGCUUCCUCGUCGACGCCUUCCGCCACGCCGACACAGCAUUCUCCGUCUCCUACUUCCUCUCUCACUUCCACUCCGAUCACUACACCGGUCUCUCCCAUUCUUGGUCCCGCGGCAUUGUCUUCUGCUCCGCCACCACCGCCUCCCUCCUCCAACGAAUCCUCGGAGUCCCCAAACGCUUCCUUGUACCCCUUCCCCUUUGCCAGCCCGUUGAAAUCGACGGCGCGGAGGUCACGCUGGUCGACGCGAACCACUGCCCUGGCGCGGUCCAGUUCCUAUUCAAGGUCCCAACAAAAGAAGAAGGGAAGAAAUUCGAGAGGUAUGUUCACACUGGCGAUUUCAGGUUUUGUAAUUCAAUGAUUUUGGAGCCUGCAAUUCUUGAUUUCGUUGGCUGUGAUGCUGUGUUCUUGGAUACUACUUAUUGCAACCCAAAGUUUGUGUUUCCUUCGCAAGAGGAGAGUGUUGAUUAUGUGGUUAGUGUAGUCGAGAGGGUUAUUAGUGAUUGUGGUGGUGAUGGUAGUGGUGUUUUGUUUCUUGUUGCUACUUAUGUUAUUGGGAAGGAAAAGAUUUUGGUUGAACUUGCACGGAGAGUGAAGAGGAAGGUGCAUGUGGAUGCUAGGAAAAUGGAGGUUUUGAGGGUGCUUGGGUAUGGAGAGAGUGGUGUGUUUACCGAGGACAGUUCAGAGAGUAAUAUUCAUGUUGUUGGCUGGAAUGUAUUGGGGGAGACAUGGCCGUAUUUUAAGCCAAAUUUCGUUAGGAUGAAGGAGAUUAUGAUUGAGAGAGGGUACUCCAAGGUUGUGGGAUUUGUGCCAACCGGAUGGACUUAUGAAGUAAAGGGCAAUACGUUCGCAGUGAGGUCCAAGGAUUCAUUUGAGAUUCAUCUCGUGCCGUAUAGCGAGCAUUCCAACUACGAGGAGCUCAGGGAGUAUGUGAAGUUUUUGAAGCCAAGGGGUGUUGUUCCGACAGUGGGUUUGGAUGUUGAGAAAAGCGACAGUAAGCAUGCUGAAAAAAUGAGGAAGUAUUUUGCUGGAUUGGUUGAUGAGACGGCCAACAAGCAUGAAUUUCUAAAGGGAUUUCACCGUGCCACAGGCGACACAGAUUUCUUGGUUGAGAAGGAUGUUAAUGAUGGUCAGAAGCCAGGAAAAAACAUGGAGGAAGGAAUCAAGCCAUCUGAGUUGGAUGGUGAGGAAAGUACAACUCCGUAUGUUGCUGCUAGUGUGCCCUCUUCUACUGGGGAACCGUGUACAGAAAGUGUUACUUUACUAACUGAUGAAGAAAAAGAGAAAAUGAUUGAAGAACUUGGUAAUUGUUUGCCGGCAUGGGUCACUCGAAGCCAAAUGUUAGAGCUGAUCAGCAUCUCAGGGAGCAAUGUUGUUGAAGCUGCUUCUAAUUUUUAUGAACGUGAAACUGAAUUUCACAAGCAAGCAUUUUCUUGUCAAACUUCUUCGGUGUCCAAGUGCAGCUCACUAAAUGACAUAGAUUCUCCUUCAAAAGCUUGCCUGAAUUCGAGCAGCACUACCAAAAAUAACGAUGUUUUUCCAAGCCAGGACUCUACUAAACUAACUAUCUUGAAGCAUACAGUUUUAAGUCAAGCUUCCUCUGCCAAAAGGAAUAAAAUUAGUGGAAGUAAGCCAAACAAGAAAGUAAAAGUCAAAGCAAAGUCACAGUCACAAUCAAGUGAUCCAAAGCAGUCCACCAUAACAAAAUUCUUCAGCAAAGUAUUGCCUGUGAAGCCUAGUGUUGCUCAGUCUGAUCGUUCUGAAUUGAUGAUUGGCGUAAGCCCUAAAACCACUUGAGAAAUACAAUCCUAAAGAGCAUGCUUGUUGGAAAGAUGGGCAGCCUGCACCAUAUUUACAUCUUGCACGAACCUUCAGCCUUCUGGAGGAUGAGAAAGGAAAGAUUAAGGCUACUUCAAUGUUAUGCAAUACAUUCCGAAGUUUGCUGGCCCUGUCUCCAGCAGAUGUGCUGCCUGCUGUGUACCUAUGUACAAACAAAAUUGCAGCAGACCAUGAAAAGAUGGAACUAAACAUUGGUGGAAGUAUAGUUACUGCAGCACUUGAAGAGGCAUGCGGAACAAAUCGAUCCAAAAUAAGGGAGAUGUAUAACAAAUUUGGCGAUCUUGGUUGGAUGAUUUCUGUGAGGAUUUUGAAUAAUGAUGAAUAUCCUGGGAUUAUUAAAGGUGAUGUUGCUCAAGAGUGUCGUCAAACACAGAGAUUGCUUGCACCACCAACACCACUUCUGAUUAAGGAUGUUUUCUCUGCACUGCAAAAGAUAAGUUUACAAACAGGCCAUGGAAGCACAUCUCGGAAGAAAGACAUUAUCAUUCGUCUCAUGUGUUCCUGUCGUGAGAAGGAGAUUAAAUUUCUUGUUCGGACCUUGGUCAGGAACUUAAGGAUUGGGGCAAUGCUUAGAACUGUUUUACCUCCAUAAGCUCAAGCUGUUGUUAUGAAUUUCUUUGGGGUUUGUAUUACUGAAAUUUUCUCUUAAUCGCUACAGGUCCUUUCUGUGGAAAUUGUUGAAGCAUAUAACAUAAUUCCGAAUUUGGAUCUCAUAGUUCCAUCUCUCAUGAACAAAGGAAUUGAUUUUUCGGUUUCAAGUUUGUCAAUGGUUCCUGGAAUUCCUAUUAAGCCUAUGCUUGCAACGAUCACCAAUGGCAUUCCCAAGGCAUUGAACCUAUUUCAAAAUAAGGCAUUUACUUGUGAAUAUAAGUAUGAUGGUCAGCGAGCUCAAAUUCACAGAUUAAUUGAUGGAUCAAUUCGUGUUUUUUCAAGAAAUGGAGAUGAAUCAACAUCAAGAUUUCCUGAUCUUAUUGACAUAAUUAAGGAAUCCUGCAAGCCUGUUGCUUCGACUUUCAUAAUUGAUGCUGAAGUUGUUGGUAUUGAUAGAAAAAAUGGAUUUAGGAUUAUGUCUUUCCAGGAGCUAUCUUCACGUGGUAAAGGAAGCAAAGAUACUCUAGUUACUACAGAGAGCAUAAAGGUGGAUAUUUGCAUAUUUGUCUUUGAUAUCAUGUUUGCAAAUGGAGAGCAGCUAUUGGGUUUUCCUCUUCGCACAAGACGGAAAUAUCUAAAGGAUUUGUUAUGUGAUGAAAAACCAGGGUAUUUUGAAUAUGCAAAGGAAAUAACAAUUGAAGCAGACAAGGCUUGCGAAACUUGUAAAGACACAUUAACCAAGAUAAACGCUUUCUUGGAAGAUGCUCUUCGUUCUUCCUGUGAAGGAAUUAUGGUGAAAACAUUGGAUGUAGAUGCUGGUUAUUCUCCGUCAAAGCGUUCUGAUAAAUGGUUAAAGGUCAAACGAGAUUAUGUCGAUGGUUUAAAUGAUACUCUUGAUUUGGUGCCAAUUGGAGCUUGGCAUGGAAAUGGAAGGAAGGCCGGAUGGUAUAGUCCAUUUCUCAUGGCAUGUUAUAAUCCUGAAACUGAGGAAUAUCAAAGCGUGUGCCGAGUGAUGUCUGGGUUCUCAGAUUCGUUUUACAUAGAGAUGAAAGAAUUCUUCUCUGGGGACAAAGUCUUAUCCAAAAAGCCGCUGUAUUAUCGAACAGCAGAGAAGCCCGACAUGUGGUUUUGUCCGCAACUUGUUUGGGAGAUACGAGGUGCAGAGUUCACGGUGUCCCCUGUUCAUCAUGCAGCCAUCGGUUUAAUUCAUCUGUCUCGGGGCAUCUCAAUACGGUUUCCGAGAUUUAUUAGGCGUGUGUCGGAUAGGAACCCAGAAGAGUGUAGUACAGCAGCAGAUAUUGUUAAUUUGUUUCAUUCUCAGCCAAGGAAGAAGGAUGUCACAGCUGAAGAUUGAAUGUUGGUUUUGUUUUCUGUGUAUAGAUGAUGGUUCUUGAUGUAUAGAUGAUUUCUAGGUUCAGCUUUAUAAAAUGUGUCAACGUUUAGUUUGUAGAAAGAUUCUUAACCAGUAAUCUCUUUGCUUUUUGGUAUUUUACAUAAUACUACUAUAGUUCAUAGGGGUAUAACAAAUCUCAAAUCUCAAUUUCCAUUUUCAUUUUUCAAA
Arachis ipaensis is the source of this 4908-nucleotide messenger RNA. The record is from RefSeq and is a predicted model, not a curated record. Lineage: Eukaryota; Viridiplantae; Streptophyta; Magnoliopsida; Fabales; Fabaceae.